Messenger RNA from Daldinia decipiens, 5889 nucleotides. RefSeq lists its product as uncharacterized. Gene Ontology annotation, biological process: proteasome-mediated ubiquitin-dependent protein catabolic process; protein polyubiquitination. The transcript has 5 exons. Gene Ontology annotation, cellular component: nuclear speck. The record is from RefSeq and is a predicted model, not a curated record. Gene Ontology annotation, molecular function: ubiquitin protein ligase activity. Bases 120 to 5837 code for a protein of 1905 amino acids. Lineage: Eukaryota; Fungi; Ascomycota; Sordariomycetes; Xylariales; Hypoxylaceae.
CUUUUGAAGUCUCUCUUGCACUCUCCACACUUAUUUUUCGAGUUACCCUACUUACCUAUUUACCUCUUUACCUCUUUACCUAUUUUUAUUUCGCAUACCCCCCCAGGAACUACAUACUCAUGUCUUCCAGAGUCACACGCUCCUCUGCGCGCAACGCAGCGAGUCAAGGAGCAUCACAGGGAGAUAUUAACUCUCCCCAAGCUUCUGUUGGCCAUUCGCCUGCAACCGCCGGAAAUAAUACAAGUACGAACCAAUCCGCUCAACCCGUCCAAUCUUCAUCGAGACCGACGUCCUCGCGAAAGAGAAAGCCAAUAUCGGGUGAGAAUAGCUCGCCAACCCAGCCUCCACCGAGCGAGCCAGCUGUAUCGGCUCGUCGAUCCAAGCGGCAGAAAGUUUCAGAGCAAGCUCCACAAGCUCCACAACCUCCACAACUUCUACAACCUCCAGCUGUACCUAUACCUGUUCCUACUGCUACACGUAAGCGGAAAGGAAAGAAUACGGCUUCUAUGUCUAGCCCAGCAGGUUCUGACCCACCCCCACCCGCCAGGAUGCAGGACUCUACCAAUUUAACUUCAGCCUCGUCAAGCCGCAAGUCGAGUCGCAACAAGAAGAAUAGCCAGGCAGCCCAAGAAUCUCCUGCGACAGGUGCGUCUAGCUCUACGCGCCGCUCGAAGCGAACAUCUAGCAACCAUCCGCCUCAUCCUGACCAAGAUACUACUAUGACGGGUACCAAGGAUCACGAGGAAGAGGAGGAAGCGCCACCCCCUCCGCCGCCACCUCCGCCCGCGCAUGAUCCCGACGAAGACAAUAGCGACGAUAAUGACGACGAUGAUGAUGAACCCCAUCGCCAUUACGACGACGAUCCGUUUGGCGGAUUCGGUGUGCCUCCGGGAUCGGGAUUAUCCAACACUCUCAGGGCGCUGACUGGUAUGAUGUCUGGACUAUCGUCUAGGCUACGAGAUAUCCUCCAUCACCUUCGACAGAAAGAGGACCCGUCGGCACAGCUGGUGGCUCUGCAGGAGCUGGCUGAGAUUCUUCUUGUUUCCAACGAGGAUAAUCUGUCGGGGCAUUUCUCCCCCGAUGCUUUCGUGAAGGAGUUGGUGACCCUAAUGCAGCCCAAUGAGAUUACCGGCGAAGAAAAUUCGGAGAUCAUGCUUCUUGCUUGCAGAUGUCUUGCGAAUUUGAUGGAAGCUCUACCGGCUAGCGCUGCCAACGUGGUUUAUGGUGGCGCUGUCCCAAUUCUGUGCCAGAAGCUCCUAGAGAUUCACUAUAUUGAUCUCGCAGAGCAAGCGCUGAGCACAUUGGAGAAGAUAUCUGUCGAGUAUCCCACAAGCAUCGUCAGAGAAGGCGGUUUAACCGCAUGUCUUACUUACCUAGACUUCUUUCCUACGGGCACUCAACGAACUGCUGUCACGACUGCUGCCAACUGCUGUCGCAACAUCCCGGAGGAUUCGUUUAACGUGAUCACUGGAGUUAUGCCAAUUCUCCUAAACGUGUUGAACAGCAACGACCAGCGAGUUGUAGAACAAGCAUCGCUCUGUGUUACUCGUAUAAUCGAGAGUUUCAAAUAUCAGUCGUCGAAGCUGGAGCAGCUCGUCAGUGUGGAUUUGUUGAAAGUCAUACUGCGGCUUCUGGUUCCCGGAACCACGAACCUCAUCAGCGCCAAUAUUCACACCCAAUUCCUCCGGGUUCUAGCUAUCACGGCCCGUGCAAGCCCGAGCUUGUCGGCGGAACUCUUCAAGUUAAACGUCGUCGAGACUCUCUAUCAGAUCCUUACGGGUGUCUCUCCUCCUAGUGAGACGGAAGACGUCGCUUCGAAGCUUGAUAGUGUGGUUAUCAUGCAGGCAUUGAUCCAUCGGCCACGCGAGCAAAUUAUCGAGACUCUUAACGUCGUCUGCGAGUUGCUCCCAGGCCUGAAGUGGACUGACGGUUCGGGCCUCCCGAUCCCAGCCGAUCUUGAUAUUGCUGAGUCCGUUACCCCAUCCUCGUUUGGGUCCCGUAAGAAGUCGUCUAAUGAGAAGAGACUCGAGCUGCUCGACGAGUGCAAGGACCAAGUUCGAAGAUUCGCGUUGAUCCUCUUCCCUACGCUGACGGACGCAUUUUCAAGCACGGUAAACUUGAGCGUCCGACAAAAGGUACUCACUGCUCAGCUGAAGAUGCUAUCGAAUUUAGAUAAGGAUAUUCUCGUCGAUGCCCUGAAGGCUGUUCCCUACGCCUCGUUCUUGGCCUCUAUACUAUCACAGCAGGAUCAUCCCUCGCUUGUCAUGUCUGCCAUUCAGAUAACGGAACUUCUGCUGAACCGGCUGGAUGACAUCUAUCGCUACCAGAUUUACCGUGAAGGGGUUAUUAUUGAGAUCAUGAAGUUGGCGGCAGAUCAUCAAGAGCCCGAGAACAAGGCGGCUGAGACACCGGCAGAUCAUAGUAUGGCAUCUGGAGACGAAGGAGACAGGGUCUCGAUACAUAACGGCUCUGGAGAUGAAGAGGAGGAGGACCAUGAAGAGGAGGAUGAUGAUGACGAGGAGAACGACGACGAGGACCAAGAGAAUGAUCAUCAUGACGACGAGAUGUCCGGUUCGCCUGCUAGUUCUGACGGAUCUACUAUGUCUAUUGAUGGGCCGCCUCGACCCUACGUGGGGGAUAUCCCAUCUAUGAAGACCCGCAUCGCCGAGACCGCCAAGAAAUUCUUAGAGACUCACGAAACAGAAAAGCAUAGUAAAUCCAUGAAGAAGAAGGCCAAAAAGAUCCUGGAUAAUCUUGAAGCUCUUGCUUCUGGGAUUGAGGGAUUUUACCUCCGAAGAACUGCCAAAGAUCUAUCUCCUAAGAAUGGGGCCGUCCUAUUUGAAAAACUAGCAUCCUAUUUCGAUGCUGACGUCUUGGACAGCGUUACAAGCGCUGAGCUGCUCUCUUCAGGGCUCGUGCGUGUUCUAGAAGAGGUCUUUAGCAACCCCGACGAGAUGCUAGCAAAUGCCGCACGAGCCGCAUUCCUCGAGGUCUUCAUGGGUCGUUAUGUGAGUUCAAAACCGAAGACCGCAACCGCAGAUUCUCCUGCGACACCCUUCAGUAUCUUGAUCCACAAACUUCAAGAUCUACUUAGUCGGUCGGAGCACUUCGAGGUUAUUACCGUCCACCAUAGCACGUUUGAUGGAAAUCGCAGCAGCGCGGCCUCCAUGUUGGCAAAGCAGAUUAGACUGAGACUAGUUGCUGACGAAGACUCCGACAUCCCUCGCUCGUUCCGCAGUAUCAAUGUCCACAUCCAUGCAAUUGCAACCUUUAAAGCUUUAGAUGAUUGGCUACGACCUCGAAUUAGCCUACACGAGCGCCCUCGUGGCCCGAGACCCCGUGACGGAUUAUCUCGAGCUCUCGCCGCGAUGGCUAGCUCGGCAGGAUUAUCGUCAGCCGAACGCCUCGCUGAGCGGUUGGGAUCAAGCUAUUCGGCUCCUCCACCUCCGGUCCCGAACCAGGCUUCCGGUUCUCAUCAGCCGCGGAGAUCUAAGUCAAAGCAGCCGGGACAGUCCGAUACCCCGUCUACUCCGGGUUCGGUAGCGGGUUCUGGCCGCGAGAAGGCAAUUCUCCGCAGAUCGGCGCGACGUCAACCAGCUCAACCAAGCGAGUCUCAUAACCCCGCACCGCCUCCUCCGCCGCCGGAAGAUGACGAGGAUUUGCAAAAUGCAUUGGAAUGCGCCGACGAAAAGCCGAUCACCGAUGAGGAUGAAGAAGUUGAGGCUGCUGAUAGUAGUGCUCUCGAUGCUAUAGUUGGCGAGUUGGACGAAGAUAUGGAAGAUGCCCCUGCCCGCGAACCAUCCGCAGUGAACCUAGUGGAGGCGGCUGGAGGGAAGAUCACGGCCAGGAAAGAAGAUGGAACCCGGGUCCCUACUCCAGCUCAGACUGGCGGUACCAAUCUUCCAAGUCGCAGCGCGCCACCUCAGCCCCCAGUAUCGCAGCAGAGCACGCCAACCCCAACUCCUAGCGCUCCGUCGACCUCUCGACCACUUUCCUACGCAGCUGCCAUCCAAGCCGUACCCCAAGAUUGGCAUAUCGAAUUCAGUCUUAACGAGCGGGUCAUUCCAAACGAGACGACUAUUUAUCGGGCUGUUCACAACAACUCGUCGCCUCCUGACGAUCACGUUAACCGCAGUGUUUGGUCAACCAUGCAUGUUAUCAAGUUUCGUCGUGUGCCAGGGCCUCCUCCCGCGGAACCUAUCGGAUUCGGGCCUUCAUUUGACGGCGCACCUGACGUUAACGGUGUACCUGCCUCGCUUACGAAUAAUCCUACAACGGCGUCCAUUCUCCGCCUAUUGAACAUUCUACACGAUCUCAAUGCCAACAUCGAUGAUAUUAUAGUGGAAAACAAGAACACUCUAAAAUUGAAUGUUGAGCCCUUAUCACAAUUUGUCAAUACAAAGUUGACUGCCAAACUCAAUAGGCAACUGGAGGAGCCUCUCAUAGUGGCUAGUAACUGUUUACCGAGCUGGAGCGAAGACCUAGCCCGACUAUAUCCGUUCCUCUUCCCCUUUGAGACCCGCCACCUGUUCCUGCAGUCAACAUCAUUUGGCUAUGCGCGAUCUAUGAGUCGAUGGCAGAAUGCGCAGCUGGAGGAGACGUUGCGCCGUGACCGGCGUGAUGACAACGUAUUCCUUGGCCGGCUUCAGCGUCAGAAGGUACGAAUUUCGCGAUCCAAAAUUUUGGAAUCAGCGUUGAAAGUGAUGGAACUUUACGGCAGUUCGCAGAGCAUUCUCGAGGUUGAAUAUUUUGAGGAGGUUGGGACAGGUCUUGGACCUACUCUCGAAUUUUAUUCAACUGUUUCCAAAGAAUUUUCCAAGAAGAAACUCAGGCUCUGGCGCGAUAUGGAUUCCAACGACUCGGACGAGUUUAUCUCUGGCCCUGCUGGAUUAUUCCCUCGGCCUAUAAGCGAUGACGACUCAAGCGCGAACGUAAUUCUGCAGCUGUUCAAGAUGCUUGGGAAGUUUGUUGCAAGAUCUAUGAUCGAUUCGCGGAUCAUCGACCUUAACUUCAAUCCCAUCUUUUUCCGUAUCGGUGAAGGCUCUUCGAGCGUAAAGCCAUCUCUUGGUGCCGUCAAGAUCGUAGACCCUGGGCUAGCCAAUUCACUUAAACACAUCAAGAAGUUUGCUAUGGCAAAGAAGGCUAUCGACGAAGACCCUAACCGUACUGCUGCACAGAAGGUCGCCGACACUGAGAAGAUUGUGGUGGAUAACGGAACAUUAGAGGACCUAGCAUUGGACUUCACGUUGCCAGGCUAUCCCGAAAUUGAGCUCAUACCUGGCGGGUCUCAUAUCCCUGUUACCAUCUACAAUGUCGAGUCAUAUCUCGAUAAAGUCACUGAUCUAACUCUAGGCCGCGGUGUUAAGCGUCAGGUCGAAGCGUUCCGCACCGGCUUUUCCCAGGUAUUCCCGUACUCUGCCCUAAGCGCGUUCACGCCGGAUGAGUUGGUGGCACUAUUCGGUCGCGUUGAUGAGGAUUGGUCUCUAGAGACUCUUAUGGACUCCAUAAAGGCAGAUCAUGGCUUCAACAUGGACAGUAAAUCCGUCAGAAACUUGCUUCAGACAAUGAGUGAGCUUAGUCCUGCACAGCGCCGUGACUUCCUGCAAUUCACUACUGGCAGUCCAAAGCUUCCUAUUGGAGGUUUCAAGAGUCUGACCCCUAUGUUCACUGUGGUGUGCAAGCCUAGUGAGCCGCCCUACACAUCUGACGACUACCUUCCAAGCGUUAUGACUUGUGUCAACUACCUGAAGUUGCCCGACUACAGUAGUAUCGAUAGCAUGAGGCGACAGUUAUUCACUGCUAUCAGGGAAGGUCAAGGUGCCUUCCAUCUGUCCUAAAUAUCUAUAUCUACCGGUAUAAUGGGCAAUGAGAAAGCGCAAUAUUAUACGC